AUGGGUGAAUUUAAUCACUUACAGUUUCUUGAUGAUGAUCUUGACCUUCUUAACACUGAAGAAGUUUUUCUUGGGAAUUUUCCGUCUUUUGGUGUUAGUUUUAGCCAAGAUACACAUAAUUAUCCUGCUGAAGUUUCUGUUCCGCAAGAUCUCAACACCGAUGAAACCAAAACACGUCAAGAAACAGCAAUAAAUCAAAGUGAAGUUGACGUCUCAAGAUUUCCAGUCAUUUCCAGCAGAGAUAUUGAAGAACUGAAGAGCGUUGCUGUAAAUAAAAAUACCUCCCGCUCGACUAAACAAUGSAURAACGUAUUCAAAAGCUGGUCCACAUCCCGCCAUCUUGAAAGCAACAUUGAAACAAUGGACCCAAAACAACUUGACACAAUCCUGACCCAGUUCUACGCUGAGAUUAAAAAAAAGGAUGGAGAAGACUACGAGCCAGAGUCYCUCAAGAUUAUGCAAAGUGCCAUCGACCGUCAUCUAAAAGAGCAUGGCUACCCGCUGAGCAUUGCGAGGGAGUUUCAAAACUGUCAAGCAGUCCUCCAUGCGAAAGCAAUUUCUCUCUGCCAACAAGGCAAGGGUAAAAGACCAAACAAAUCGCAGCCACUUGCACCGGAGGAAGAGUCAGCUCUAUGGGAAAGAGGUCAGUUAGGCGAUUUUAAUGGACGAGUGCUGACCAACAUCAACUUUAAAAACUUGACAGAACAGCUUGGAUUAAGAGGCYGACAAGAACACUAUGACUCCUACGUGGAGGACCUUGUCAUCAGAAAAAAUGAAGAUGGUWGCGAAGUCAUAGAAUUUCGAGAAGGUCCAACCAAAACCAGAACUGGUGGCUUGAGGAUCAGAUGA
Molecule: messenger RNA, 849 nt
Organism: Exaiptasia diaphana
Lineage: Eukaryota; Metazoa; Cnidaria; Anthozoa; Actiniaria; Aiptasiidae
Source: RefSeq, a predicted model, not a curated record